Messenger RNA from Lasiodiplodia theobromae, 1134 nucleotides. RefSeq names its product Ankyrin repeat domain-containing protein 50. The transcript has a single exon. The record is from RefSeq and is a predicted model, not a curated record. Bases 1 to 1134 code for a protein of 377 amino acids. Lineage: Eukaryota; Fungi; Ascomycota; Dothideomycetes; Botryosphaeriales; Botryosphaeriaceae. Gene Ontology annotation, biological process: nucleoside metabolic process. Gene Ontology annotation, molecular function: catalytic activity.
AUGUCCGGGACCGCCGGGCAGAAGCGCCGGCCCCCACGCAGCCAAUACGCAGUCGGAUGGAUAUGCGCCGUGGAAACCGAGGUUGUAGCAGCUCUCGAACUCCUGGAUGAGGAGUACCUUGCACCUCCUUCGGAUGGAGCAAACGACAAUACCGUCUACGCCUUUGGCCGCAUCGGACAGCACGACAUCGUUGUUGCAUCUCUGCCAAAGGGGAAAUAUGGCACCACCUCGGCUGCUACAGUUGCGAGGGACAUGCUGCGGAGCUUCCCGACUAUUAAGUUCGGGUUGAUGGUCGGGAUAGCUGGCGGGGCACCGUCGGCAAAGCACGAUGUUCGACUGGGCGAUGUUGUCGUGAGCGCGCCUGACAAGCAGUCUGGCGGUGUGGUUCGAUACGACUUCGGGAAAUCGAUACAGACGAAGAAGUUCCAGCGCACUGGAUCUCUGAACGCUCCUCCUCUCUUCCUUCUCAGUGCUGUUCAGAUGCUGUCGACCGAGCACAGACGGAAAGGCCAUCGCAUCGCCCAGACAGCCGAGCAGCUCAUCCAGAACAACGAGAAUCUGGAAGAGGAAUUUGAGAGACCUGCACCGGAGACAGACCGCUUGUAUCUCUCGACAUACAUCCACCAAGACGACGGAAGGAGCUGUAAAGAAGCGUGCGACCAAGGAGAGUCGAAGCUGGUCCCUCGUCCCGAAAGAACAAGGAACAAAAGGAACAAGACGGCGAUUCACUACGGCUUGAUCGCAUCCGCGGACAAACUGAUGAAGGAUGCUACAGUCCGCGAUGAACUAUCUCAGCAGGAGGACAUCCUUUGCUUUGAGAUGGAGGCAGCGGGGCUGAUGGACCACUUUCCCUGCCUUGUCAUCCGCGGUAUCUGCGACUAUUCGGACACGCAUAAAAACGACAUCUGGCAGGGAUAUGCCGCUGUGGCUGCCGCAGCGUAUGCAAAAGAGCUGUUGUUGGCCAUUCCAGUGACUGAGGUUCAGAAAGCUCAGCCCGCAAGUCUUGAAUGGGGUCCGCCCCCUGUCUAUUCGAAGCAGGUCAACAUCUUUAAUGGAAUGUCUAAUCAGUCUGGAGGGCAUUCUCUCUCUGGAAAUUCUUUCGAGUCAGGUGGUGGAACCAUGAAUAUCGGAUAG